AUGCCUCGAAUCCAUACAUUAUCAGAUAUAGGUGAAUGCAAAAAACUUGGAGACAUACCAUCAAACCGAUAUCCGCCUAGUCGAACGGAACUUGAAAACCAGCUUGCUUGUGCAAAUCGAGAUCGAGAAAUUGCUAUAGAGUGUGGCAAUCGACUUGCCAAUAAAUGUUCUGUCUUAGAUAAAGACAAUAAGCGCAUACAACGUAAUCUAAAACAAUCUAAUAAUGAUAAAGAGAAACUCUCCAAGCAUAGCUACCAGCUUAUAAAUGAGGUUAAGCGAUUGAGCUCAGAGUUAGAUAGUCUAAUAUCUCAAAUUACCCACAAAGAUAUUUCUCUUAAUGAAUCUAAAAUUAAGAUAAAAGAUCUUCAGUCUAAGAUAAAAAUAUUGGAAACGAAACUAUCUUCAACUCAGAACGAAUCAAAGGAAAUUACAGCACUUCGGUCUAUGAAAAAAAUAUUAGAAGAAAUUAGAGAAUCACGGGGGAAAGUACCAAAUGCAUCAAAGAGAAUGGCAAAAAAAUUUCGUAUUGGUGCUCGUCGUGUUUAUGAAAUAUGGGAACAUAAAGAGCGUCUUCAACAGGGCCUUGAUAAUUGGGACGAUUCUCCACCUUCUGAUUCUCAUAACAAGAAACUUUCAGCCAUAGAAAUAUCGAUUAAUGAAGCAAGUACUAAAGUUGCUAAAAAUAUAAAAUCCAAGCCCAAGCUUAUUCAUAAUUCUGAUCAAUUUUUCAUUAGUAAAGAUUCAUUCAAUAAGAUGAAUAAAAUAUUAGAAACAAAAAAAGAAACUAUCCCGCCUGAAAUUUCUCAAAAAACUGAAGAUCCUUUGAAACUCUUUAAAAGAACACAAAAAGAUGCUAAAAAAAGUAGAGCAGUUGCGCGUGCUGAUAUUUUUAAACUAUCUACUCUUAAUUCGAAAGUAUAG
Molecule: messenger RNA, 921 nt
Organism: Paraglomus brasilianum
Lineage: Eukaryota; Fungi; Glomeromycota; Glomeromycetes; Paraglomerales; Paraglomeraceae
Source: the annotation of a GenBank genome assembly